AUGCUGCGGUGCUUGCUCCAACGAGCCACCCACCUUCCCAACUUGGAGAAGGGGGACAAGCAGAGCGACCCGGUGGCCAGUUUGACUUUCCGAGGGGUGAAGAAGAGGACUAAAGUCAUCAAGAACAAUGUGAACCCUGUGUGGAACGAGGGCUUUGAGUGGGACCUGAAGGGAACUCCCCUGGAGCCAGGUGCUGAGCUGACUGUGGUUGUGAAAGACCAUGAGACUGUGGGGAGAAACAGAUUUUUGGGAGAAGCCAGAGUCCCCCUGCGAGAUGUCCUCUCCUCCCCCAGCCUGGCAGCCUCCUACAACAUCCCCUUGCUGGACACCAAGAAGCAGAGCACUGGGGCUUUCCUCAUCCUGCAAGUGUCCUACCUGCCCCCACCCGGAGCUGUGCCCCUGUUUCCCCCUCCGGCUGCCCCUGAGCCGUCCCCGGCUGCUGCUGAGCCCGACACGGUCACUGGUAACCAGGAACCUCCUCCUGCAGCACCCUGGGGGCCCUACCCCUCACCCUGCAGCCCCACACCUGCUCCCACCUCACUCCUGUCCUCCACCUCCUUUCUCCCCCAUGCAGAGACAGCCGGAGAGGAGGAGACAGAGGAUCAGACGGUGACAGGAGAUGAGACAGAGCCCUCCUCCUCCUCAGGGCCCCCAGGACCUGAACCCCCCUUAGUGCCCCACAAGCCCCCCCACAUGCACCACCUGCAGGGCUUGAAGAGGAGGAGAAGCUCCCACAAAAAGCCCCUGUCCAACAAGCCACAGGACUUCCAGAUCAGGGUGAGGGUCAUAGAGGGCAGGCAGCUCCCUGGGGUCAACAUCAGGCCCGUGGUGAAGGUGACAGUUGCUGGGCAGACCAAGAGGACCAGGAUACGGAAAGGCAACAGCCCCUUCUUUGAUGAGACCUUCUUCUUCAACGUCUUCGAGUCUCCAGCUGAGCUCUUUGACGCUCCCAUCUUCAUCACAGUUGUGGACUCUCGGUCGUUCCGGACGGACUCACUGCUUGGGGAGUUCCGGAUGGACAUCGAGGCUGUCUACUCGGAGCCAAAACAUGCUUUUCUCAGGAAGUGGCUGUUGCUCUCUGACCCAGAGGACUUCUCUGCGGGUGCCAAGGGCUAUCUGAAAGUCAGCCUCUUCGUGCUGGGGCCUGGAGAUGAAGCACCUCUGGAGAAGAAGGAAGCCUCUGAAGACAAGGAAGACAUUGAGAGCAACCUCCUGCGCCCAACUGGGGUCACCCUGCGAGCAGCUCACUUCUGCCUGAAAAUCUUCAAAGCUGAAGACUUGCCCCAGAUGGAUGAUGCUGUCAUGGACAACGUUAGGCAGAUCUUUGGCUUUGAGAGCAACAAGAAGAACCUGGUGGAUCCCUUCGUGGAAGUCAGCUUCGCAGGCAAGACGCUCUACUCAAAGAUCCUGGAGAAGAAUGCCAACCCACAGUGGAACCAGAGCCUGACACUGCCAGCCAUGUUCCCUUCCAUGUGUGAGAAGAUGAGGAUCCGAGUGACCGACUGGGACAGAGUGACUCACAACGACGUCAUCGGCACUGCCUACCUCAGCAUGGCCAAGAUCUCGGCCCCUGGAGGGGAGCUGGAGGUGGAUGAUGGCCUUGGCUUCCUGCCAACCUUUGGUCCCUGCUACAUCAACCUGUACGGCAGUCCCCGGGAGUUCACCGGCUUCCCCGACCCCUACGAGACCCUCAAUCUGGGAAAGGGCGAGGGAGUUGCAUAUCGUGGCAGGGUGCUGGUGGAGCUGGAGACCAAAGUGGUGGAGCACGUGGAGCAGAAGGUGGAGGACAUCUCUGCAGAUGACAUCCUGCGGGUGGAGAAGUUCCUGCGCCGCCGGCGGUACUGCCUCUUCGCUGCCUUCUACUCGGCCACCAUGCUCCAGGACGUGGACGAUGCCAUCCAGUUCGAGGUCAGCAUCGGCAACUACGGCAACAAGUUUGACACCACCUGCCUGCCGCUGGCCUCCACCACGCAGUACAGCAGGGCUGUCUUCGAUGGCUGUCACUAUUACUACCUGCCCUGGGGCAAUGUGAAGCCUGUGGUGGUAUUGUCAUCCUACUGGGAAGAUAUCAGCGACCGGACUGACGCCCAGAACCUUCUCCUCUAUGCAGCAGAUAGGUUGGAAGCAAACCUGGAGAAGAUCCACCUGGCUCUCAAGGCCAAUCACUCUCCAAGUGAGCUGGAUGCUCUGGGUGCCCAGCUGGUGGAUGACAUCAUUGCUGACUGCAGCCUGAGCUUGCCUGAUGUCCUGAAGAAGCCAGCCAGCACCCACCUGGACCAGAACAUGUAUCGGUUCCGCAGCACCAACCUGGAGCAGAUAGUGAAGGCAGCCCUGAAGCUGAAGCACGAGGACUCGAGUCUGUCAGCAGCCCUGGAGCAGGCAGAGGACUGGCUCUCCAGGCUGAAGGCCAUGGCAGAGGAGCCCCAGAACAGCCUCCCCGAUGUGGUGAUCUGGAUGCUGCAGGGGGACAAGCGCCUGGCCUACGCCCGGCUGCCAGCACACGAGGUCCUCUUCUCCAGGAACAUCUCCAACUGCUGCGGCAAGAACUGUGGGAAGCUGCAGACCAUCUUCCUGAAGUACCCUCAGGAGGAGGCGAUGGGGGCGAGGAUCCCAGCCCAGAUCCGUGUGCGGCUGUGGCUGGGGCUGGCGGUGGACCAGAAGGAGUUCAACCAAUACGCCGAGGGCAGGCUCUCUGUCUUCGCUGAAACUUAUGAGAACCAGACCAAGCUGGCACUGGUUGGGAACUGGGGCACAACUGGCCUGACCUACCCCAAAUACUCAGAUGUCACUGGCAAGAUCAAGCUGCCCAAGGACAGCUUCCGCCCUUCCACCGGCUGGACCUGGGCUGGGGACUGGUUCAUCUGCCCCGAGAAGACGCUGCUGCAUGAUGUGGAUGCUGGGCACCUGAGCUUCGUGGAGGAGGUGUUUGAGAACCAGGUCCGGCUGCCUGGAGGCCAGUGGAUCCACAUGACUGAUGCCUACACAGAUGUGAACGGGGAGAAGGUCCUGCACAAGGAUGAGAUUGAGUGUCCUCCAGGCUGGAAAUGGGAAGAUGUGGAGUGGGACACAGAUCUCAACAGAGCUGUGGAUGAGAAAGGCUGGGAAUAUGGCAUCACCAUCCCCCCUGAGCGCAGGCCCAAGGCCUGGGUGCCAGCAGAGAAGAUGUACCACACCAACCGGCGCCGGCGCUGGGUGCGCCUCCGCCGCAGGGACCUGGCGCAGAUGGAGGCCAUGCGGAAGCUGCAGAAGCAGGAGGAGCUGGACGGGGAGGGCUGGGAGUACGCCUCGCUUUUCGGCUGGCGCUUCCACCUCAAGCAGCGCCGCACCGACAGCUUCCGCCGCCGCCGCUGGAGGCGCCGCAUGGAGCCCCUGGAGCGCACCGGCGCGGCCGCCGUCUUCGCCUUGGAGGGAGCUCUGGGUGGAGUGACAGAUGACAAGAGUGAUGAUGGCAAAUCCCUCUCCACCCUCAGUUUUGGUGUCAACAGACCCACCAUCUCCUGCAUAUUUGACUGUGGGAACAGGUACCACCUCCGCUGCUACAUGUACCAGGCACGGGAUCUGAUUGCCAUGGACAAGGACAGCUUCUCAGACCCAUAUGCCAUUGUCUCCUUCCUCCACCAAAGCCAGAAGACAGUGGUGAUCAAGAACACCUUGAACCCCACCUGGGACCAGACCCUCAUCUUCUAUGAGAUAGAGAUCUUUGGGGACCCACAGAGCAUAGCUGACUCCCCUCCUGACAUCGUGGUGGAAAUAUAUGACCAAGACACCUACGGUGCUGAUGAGUUCAUGGGGCGCUGCAUCUGCCGGCCCAGCCUGCAGCGCUCGCCGCGGCUCUCCUGGCACCCCGUCACCAGGGCCAACAGGAACGUUGGGGAGCUGCUUGCUGCCUUCGAGCUGAUCCAGAGGGACAAGCCAGCUGUCCAUCACAUCCCUGGCUUCGAGGUAAUUGAGCUGUCCUCCAGCCUGGAUGAGUCUGCUGACUCUGACCUGCCAUACCCCCCGCCCCAGCGGGAGGCCAACAUUUACAUGGUCCCUCAGGGCAUCAAACCCGUCCUGCAGCGCACAGCCAUCGAGACCCUGGCCUGGGGGCUGAGGAACCUCAAGAGCUACCAGCUGGCCAGUGUCACCUCUCCCAGCCUGCUGGUGGAAUGUGGAGGCCAAUUUGUGCAGUCCUGUGUCAUCAAGAACGUCAAGAAGAACCCCAACUUCGAUGUCUGUGUGCUCUACAUGGAAGUGCGUCUGCCCAAGGAAAGCCUCUACAGCCCCCCCCUCACCAUCAAGAUCAUCGACAACAGACCCUUUGGCCGCAGGCCUGUGGUGGGGCAGUGCACCGUCCGCGCCCUGCAGGGCUUCUACUGUGACCCCUACCGAGAGGAGAAGGAUGGACCCCAAGAGCAGCCAGAUGAUGUGAGCCUCACACCCAGGGAUGAUGUCCUCAUUGACAUUGAUGACAAAGAGCCUCUCAUUCCUCUCCAGGAGGAAGAAUUCAUUGACUGGUGGAGCAAAUUCUAUGCUUCCAUAGGAGAGAGGGAAAAAUGUGGCUGCUAUUUGGAGAAAGGCUUUGACACCUUGAAGGUCUAUGAGACAGAGCUGGAGAACGUGGAGGACUUUGAGUGCCUCUCUGACUUCUGCCACACCUUCAAGCUGUACCGCGGGCGGUCGCAGGACUCGAACGACGACCCCUCGGUGGUAGGGGAGUUCAAGGGCUCCUUCAAAAUCUACCCUCUGCCAGACGACCCUCGAGCCCCAGUUCCUCCUCGCCAGUUCCACCAGCUGCCAGCCAGGGGACCCCAGGAGUGUCUCGUCCGCGUCUACAUCGUCCGCGCCUUCCACCUCCAGCCCAAGGACACCAACGGGAAGUGUGAUCCCUAUGUGAAGAUUUCAGUAGGAAAGAAAUCCAUAAAUGACCAAGAGAAUUACCUGCCCUGCACGCUGGAGCCUGUCUUUGGGAAGAUGUUUGAGCUGAGCUGCACCCUGCCCCUGGAGAAGGACCUGAAGAUCACUCUCUAUGACUAUGACCUCCUGUCAAAGGAUGAGAAGAUUGGGGAGACCAUCAUAGACCUGGAGAACCGCUUCCUGUCCAAGUAUGGGGCACGCUGUGGCCUCCCCCAGACCUACUGCAUCUCGGGACCCAACCAGUGGCGAGACCAACUCCGUCCGUCGCAGCUGCUCCACCUCUUCUCCCUGCAGCACAACUACAAGGCUCCCAUCUACAAGCCUGACAGGAUCACCUUCAGGGAGCAGGAGUACAUCCUUUCUGAACUGGAGGACAGCAAACCCUUCAACCCCCACCUGGGGCCGGCGGAGGAGCGCCUCGCCCUGCACGCCCUGCGCAGGCAGGGGCUGGUGCCGGAGCACGUGGAGACCAGACGCCUCUACAGCCCUCUGCAGCCAGAGAUUGAGCAGGGAAAGCUACAGAUGUGGGUGGACCUGUUCCCCAAAUCCUUGGGUCAGCCUGGGCCCCCUUUCAACAUCACCCCACGCAAAGCCAAGAGGUUCUUCCUGCGCUGCAUCGUCUGGAACACCAAGGACGUCAUCCUGGAUGACCUCAGCAUCACUGGGGAGAAGAUGAGUGACAUCUAUGUCAAAGGCUGGCUGGUUGGCCACGAGGAGAACAAGCAGAAGACAGAUGUGCACUACAGGUCCAUGGGAGGAGAGGGCAACUUCAACUGGAGGUUCAUCUUCCCCUUUGACUAUCUCCCUGCUGAGCAAAUGUGUUAUGUCUCAAAAAAGGAGCACUUCUGGAGCUUGGACAAGACAGAAAACAAGAUUCCACCCCAGCUGAUCUUCCAGAUUUGGGACAAUGACAAGUUCUCCUUUGAUGACUAUUUGGGCUCCAUUCAGAUGGAUCUCAACAAGAUGCCUAAACCUGCCAAGACUGCUGAGAAGUGCUCCUUGGAGCUGGUAGAUGAAGCUUUGUCUGCCAGUCGCUUUGUGUCCCUCUUUGAGCAGAAAACUGUCAAGGGCUGGUGGCCCUGUGUGGCUGAGCAGAAUCAGAAGAGGAUCCUGGCGGGCAAAUUGGAGAUGACUUUGGAAAUCGUGGCAGAACAAGAGCAUGAAGAGAGGCCAGCUGGCAUGGGUCGAGAUGAGCCCAAUAUGAACCCCAAGCUGGAGGACCCCAAGCGCCCAGAAACCUCCUUCCUGUGGUUCACCUCCCCAUACAAGACCCUGAAGUACAUCCUGUGGAGACGGUACAAGUGGGCGCUGCUCCUGGCCCUCCUGCUCUUCAUCCUGCUGCUCUUCCUGGGAAUCUUCAUCUACGCCUUCCCGAACUACGCUGCUAUGAAACUGGUGAAACCUUUCAACUGA
This is a messenger RNA of Indicator indicator, 6309 nucleotides long. It is a transcript of the gene DYSF, whose product is annotated as dysferlin. The transcript has 54 exons. The record is from RefSeq and is a predicted model, not a curated record. Gene Ontology annotation, cellular component: cytoplasmic vesicle; membrane; T-tubule. Gene Ontology annotation, molecular function: calcium-dependent phospholipid binding; calcium ion binding. The coding region runs from base 1 to 6309 and encodes 2102 amino acids. Gene Ontology annotation, biological process: negative regulation of phagocytosis; macrophage activation involved in immune response; monocyte activation involved in immune response. NCBI's taxonomy places the organism in Eukaryota, Metazoa, Chordata, Aves, Piciformes, Indicatoridae.